AUGAAAAUCCAUUAUAUUAAUAUAUUAUUGUUUGUUAUUCUAUUAAAUAUAUUGAUAAAUGACCAAAGGAACCAUAAAAACACCACACAUCAUACACCAAAAAUAUCAACUACCAGAUUAUUAUGCGAAUGUGAAUUAUAUGCACCAUCAAACUAUGAUAAUGACCCACAAAUGAAAGCUGUGAUGGAAAAUUACAAUCGACAAACAUCUGAUCGAUUUAAAGAAUAUGACGAAAGGAUGAAAACUACACGUCAAAAAUGUAAGGAUAAAUGUGACAAAGAAAUUCAAAAUAUUAUUUUAAAAGAUAAAUUGGAAAAAGAAUUGGCUGAAAAGUUUGUCACAUUACAAACAGAUAUACAAAAUGAUGCUAUUCCCACAUGUGUUUGCGAAAAAUCUUUAGCAGAUAAAACAGAAAAAUUUUGUCUCAACUGUAGUAAAAAUAUGGGAGCGAUUGCACCCUGGUGGGGGUUGGUCUGUGGUGUAGGGUAUGCAGGAUGGUCACAUUAUGUUCCUUUUGCUAUUUCUAAAGCUGCUAUGGACGCAGGUAUGAAUGUAGUUAUUAAUGUAUUAAAACAAUUGGGUGUACAGAAAGUAACUGCUGUAAUAUUCAAAGAAAUUUCUAGUAUAAACGAUUUUACUAAAGUCGCAAAGCUUACUGAUGUUAUUUAUACGGAAUUGAAGGCGACCUGUGCGGCAAAGUCGUACACUGGUGAUGGUGCUAUUAGCGCAGAUAUAUGUACGAAUGUAAUAAAUGGUUCAACAGGUGGUUCUGCAGCGGAACGACUUGUAUCAGGAGCGUCAAGAACAAUUGCUCACAAAGCUCCACAAGCUGCUGAAGAAGCUGCUAAGGUUACUACCACGUAUAAAUCGAUUACUAGUAGUUUAACUACUGCUAUAACUGCUUCGAUUAUUGCAAUAGUAGUUAUAAUUUUAAUUAUGGUAAUUAUUUAUUUGAUUUUACGUUAUCGACGAAAAAAAAAAAUGAAGAAAAAACUACAAUAUAUAAAAUUAUUAGAAGAAUAG
Messenger RNA from Plasmodium falciparum 3D7, 1023 nucleotides. RefSeq names its product rifin. Bases 1 to 1023 code for a protein of 340 amino acids. The transcript is spliced from 2 exons. The record is from RefSeq and is a predicted model, not a curated record. Lineage: Eukaryota; Apicomplexa; Aconoidasida; Haemosporida; Plasmodiidae.